CAGUUCUUCAAAACCGACAUGGUAAAAAAUGUAAGUAUUGACCGGGUGAUUGUGGUCGAGUGGUAAGGAGACGGGGCUGAGACACCAACAUGUUUCAGGUUCGAUUCACCUGUUGCGCGAAACUAAGUCACAAUUAUCCUGGUCACCCAACACGGAUAUGGGCCCAUGCUUUAGGGCCCAUUUGAAUACCCGGAGAGAGGGUCUAUCCGUGGGCUGCACCUCCCCUUGGGGAUUAGUCUGGGCCUCUCCAUGGGCCUGGGAUACCCCCAGGUUAAUCAAAAAAAAAAAAAAAUGUAAGUAUUCGCUAGUAUUUGUUUUGGUACAAAAUUGUUUCAACAAGUUUAUGGAUAUUCAAGGACAAUUGUUGUUUCCCCUACAAAAUUGCUACAAGCCGCCUCAACAUUACAAAGCCCACAUUUGGUGUGACUAAUAUAUUUAUUCCUUACAAGCUGCCCCCAACAUUACAAAGCCCACAUUUAUUCCUUAUCUUAUACCAACAUAUUCGAAGCCUAAGUAUUUAUUAAUGCAAUAAUGGAGUUGUUCGGUUGGUGUUCGAAUCAAGAGACAUAUAGAUUGAAGUAUUUUGACCAAAAAAAAAAAAGAUUGAAGUGCAUAAUAUCGAGUGUGAGAUGAUUUUUUUAAUUGGAACCUCUCAUGGAUUUAUCAUGUUAAAUCUAUAAAAUCUUGAUAGAAAAGAAUAAAAUAAAUAUGAAAUGAAACUGGUUAGUAACACGUUUUUUAUCGGUAAUGCGUAACUUAUAUUUUCUUUGUAACCACGCGUAUGUGGUUGGGAUAGUCAAGAUGGAAUCCAAGCUCGAAUCUGCACCACACCAGAUUUCCACAACCUGUGGCUAUCGGAAAUGAUUUACCAUUUUUUUAAAAUAUUUUCUUUGUUUCAUUGUAUAUGUUGUUUGAAGUUCCAAACACAGUAUAUUUUUAAUUUACUCAUAAUAAAGUCACUUCAAAACCCUAUAAAUAAUACUCUUAAGGAAAGCUCAACAAUCCAAAGUCCAAACAUAUCAUAAUGGUAGUAGAAACAAUAACAAUACCUUUUCUUCUACUUAUCAUCUCCUCCCUUAUUCCACCAAUCCUCACUGUUGAUCCCCCACUCCCAUCAACCGACGGGUCUGAUUUCAUCCGUACGAUCUGCAACACCACACUAUACUCCGAUCUAUGCUUCUCCUCUCUCUCCACUUUCGCCAACUCCAUCCACAAUGACUGGAACCGCCUCGCACGCGUAGCCAUCUAUCUCACUCUUUCCAACACUCUCCACCUUGUCUCUUACUUCCAAAACGCUUACAGCAACUGCGUUGACCACGGUUGUGGUGGUGGACCCCACAACUCAACGACUUCUGCCCUAAAGGACUGCUUAGAGAAUCUUAAGGAUGCGGUCGAUGAUAUGAGAGGGUCGAUGAAACAGAUGAAGGAGCUUGUCUCCACGGGCUCGGUCCAGUCGUUUAAAUUCCAGAUGAGUAAUGUCAAGACUUGGCUCAGCGCAGCUCUCACUAACGAGUACACUUGUACGAUUGGGUUCGAGGACUUCCACGAUGAUGGCUCCAUCAAAGAUGACGUAUGUUCACGAGUGGAAGACAUCAAGAAGCUGACUAGCAAUGCGCUUGCUUUAGUCAAUCGCUACGCCGACAAGGCUAUAUUACCUUAAUCAUUCAUCGAUCAAGUUUUCUUUUUUCUUGAAAAAUGAAUUUAUUUACAUCAAAUUUAAAUGUAGUAUAUCUGAGUUUUUCUUAGCUGUAUAAUAUGUUUUCGUGUCGAAAUUAUUAUUUACUAAAAUCAUUUCAGUCGUUCUAAACAAUAUAAAACGAGUGUGUAAAAGGAAUCAGUUAUAGUCUAGUUCUUCUUACAUACGUUGUCGUUUUAGGAUUUUCUUAUAUUAUUUAGAAUAUAAAUCCAUAAACUCGUUUAGAGAACGUGAUAAAAUAAAUAAUUGAAACGAUAUGUUGUCUGUUGAUAAAAGAAAAGAUGUAUAAUUGAUAAUUUGGUAUCAUUACCA
Messenger RNA from Brassica napus (rape), 2008 nucleotides. Its product is annotated as 21 kDa protein-like. Bases 1025 to 1660 code for a protein of 211 amino acids. The record is from RefSeq and is a predicted model, not a curated record. Gene Ontology annotation, molecular function: enzyme inhibitor activity. Lineage: Eukaryota; Viridiplantae; Streptophyta; Magnoliopsida; Brassicales; Brassicaceae. Gene Ontology annotation, biological process: negative regulation of catalytic activity. The transcript has a single exon.